Messenger RNA from Grosmannia clavigera kw1407, 8640 nucleotides. Its product is annotated as polyketide synthase. The transcript has 4 exons. NCBI's taxonomy places the organism in Eukaryota, Fungi, Ascomycota, Sordariomycetes, Ophiostomatales, Ophiostomataceae. The record is from RefSeq and is a predicted model, not a curated record. Gene Ontology annotation, biological process: secondary metabolite biosynthetic process; fatty acid biosynthetic process. Bases 1 to 8640 code for a protein of 2879 amino acids. Gene Ontology annotation, molecular function: phosphopantetheine binding; fatty acid synthase activity; oxidoreductase activity.
AUGGCCGAACAAGUGUCCCCUCUGGCUAUUGUCGGCCUCGGUGGACGGUUUCCAGGCAAGGCCACCGAUCCGCUGAAGCUCUGGGAGAUGUGCUCCGACGGCGAGGAUGCCUGGACAGAGACGCCAUCAACAAGAUUCAAUCCAGAGGCUUAUUACCAUCCAGACCAAGCCCGAAAUGGAGCUACCAAUGUCAAGGGGGGCUUCUUCUUGCGCGAAGAUGUGGCCCGGUUCGACGCUCCCUUUUUCAACAUGACCAAGGCAGAAGCAGCAUCUCUUGACCCGCAGCAGCGUCUUCUACUCGAGGGCACAUAUGAAGCUCUAGAAAACGCCGGGAUACCACUGGACCAUGUGUCGGGGUCGGACAUGGGCGUCUUCGUCGGCUCCUUCUGCUUUGACUGGGCCAAGAUCACAUUACGGGACCCAGACGCCCUGCCGCUGUACCACGCCACAGGGUCGGGGCAGGCGAUGCUGGCAAAUCGGGUGUCGUACUAUUUCAACAUGCAUGGGCCGUCAGUGACGAUGGAUACGGCGUGCUCUUCAAGCUUAGUAGCGCUGCACCAGGCGUGCCAGGCUUUGCGGGCAGGGGAGUGCAGCGCAGCGGUGGUGGCGGGCGUCAACUGCCUGCUGUGCCAAGACUCACUGGGCUCGAUGAGCACAAUGGGCUUCCUGUCACCAGACGGGCGGUCUUACACGUACGAUAGCCGCGCAAACGGAUACGGUCGUGGCGAGGGCGUGGCCGUGAUUGUUCUGAAACGGCUGGACCGAGCGCUUCAAGAGGGCGACGCCGUGAGAGCUAUUGUGCGAAAUACCGGUGUCAACCAGGACGGCCGCACGCCGGGCAUUACCUUUCCAAGUGGCACUGCCCAGGCCGCGCUGAUCCGCCGCGUAUAUGCACAGGCCCGUCUCAACAUGGCGGACACGUCGUAUCUCGAGGCCCACGGAACUGGCACGCAGGCCGGCGAUCCCAUAGAGGCCGGCGCACUGCAUGAGACAUUUGGCCUCGCACGUGCAAGCGCUGGGAAGGGGCCUCUUGUUGUCGGUUGUGUCAAGACGAAUAUUGGCCAUCUGGAGGGUGCUGCUGGUGCAGCCGGCCUAGUCAAGACUGUGAUGAUGCUAGAGCGCGAGGCCAUUCUACCCAACGCCGGUUUCCGGUCUCCCAACACGAAGAUCCCGCUGGCCGAGUGGAAUUUAGAGGUUCCAACAACCCUGCGUCCAUGGCGGGAUGUCCUGGCGACAUCCUCGCAGCUGCCCCGAGGCCGCUUGCCCGUGCUGCGGGCAUCAGUCAACGGCUUUGGGUACGGCGGGACGAACGCGCACGUGAUCCUGGAGAACGCAGCAGACUACAUCCACACGUGCAGCAUGGCGGCAAGCAUGUCGGGCUUCCGGCACGGCCACAGCCUGUCGCUAGAUAGCUCAUUCAGCACGGCAACUAGCGCGUCUGUGGCGCGGUCGCACAGCGCGGCUUCGUCGACAUCAUCGCCACCGACAAGUCCCAUUGCUGAGUCAGCAAUGACUAAGGAGCCUUUGCCAGUGGAGGCAGGAGCGACGGUCGAGCAAUCAGCAGCUGCAAAACUCAUCCAAACUGCCAAAACAACAUCAGAAGUAGAGGCGGAAACGAAGGCCGAAAAUGGAGGUGCACUUCCUCUGUUACCAGAGCACCUGGCGAGGCUCAAUCGCUCGACACCCAAGGAAUCUUUCUCCAAGGCAGCGAAGCUGAGAGUGCCCCAUCUGUUUGUGCUGACGGCAGCCGACGAAGCAAGUGGCAAGACACAGGCGGCCCAGCUGGCAACGUACAUGGAGGAGGCCGACAAGCCGGAGGAGCUGCAGCUGCUGGAAGACCUGGCAUUUACUCUGGCGACACGGAGAUCUGGACUGGCAUGGAAGGCAGCAGUGGCCGCAGCAUCGGGCGCAGAGCUGCGAGAGGCGCUGUCAGGACUGCGGUUCCAGCAGACGGUGCCAUCAUCGAGCAAGAAGAUGAGAGCUGGCUGGGUCUUCACCGGCCAGGGCGCACAGUGGUGGGCCAUGGGACGCGAGCUGGCACGGACAAGCACAGCAUUCAGGGUAUCCCUGGACCGCAGCGCAGCGGUACUGACAUCGUCGGCCUUGCAAGCUGACUGGUCGCUGGACGAGGAGCUGCUGCAGCGCGACGCGGAAACGUCACGGGUCAACGAGCCGGCAGUCAGCCAGACGCUGUGUACGAUCGUGCAGGUGGCCCUGGUGGACAUGCUGCGGGCCUGGGGCCUGCGGCCGUCGGCCGUGGUGGGCCACUCGAGCGGCGAGAUUGGUGCGGCGUACGCAGCCGGACUGUUGAGCCACGAAGCGGCUGUGGCAGCGGCCUAUUUCCGGGUGCCGCUCGACUCCGAGGCUGCACAGGCCUGUCGCGGCGGUAUGGUAGCGCUAGCUUGCUCCGAGGCCGAGACGCUGGCCCUUCUGGACGGUCUGCAGCGCGGCGGUCGUGCCGUCAUCGCCUGCUACAACAGUCCGCAAAGCUUCACGGUAUCGGGUGACGAUUCGGCCGUGGACGAGCUCGUGGACGUGUGCAGAGAGCGUGGGAUUCGCCACCGCAAGCUGGUUGUGGCGUUUGCAUACCACUCGCACCGCAUGGCCGUCGCGGCCGAGGACUACCGCAGGCUUCUGCAGGCCAACCGCACGGUCAUGCAGACCAUUGACGAGCGGCAGAUAGCCGCAGACGAUGGCACAGAGGCGCCGGCAGUCAUGUUCUCAUCAGUCACUGGUGCCAAGCUGGCACCCGGCGCGCUGACGGCCGACUACUGGGUCGACAACCUGGUCAACCCGGUGCGCUUCACCGAGGCACUGAUGGCGUUGUGCAAGGACGGCGGCGGCAAGGGGCCGGCCGUAGAUGCUCUUGUCGAGGUUGGCCCGCACUCGGCGCUAGCUGGACCGAUCCGGCAGAUCCUGCAGGUAGACCCGUCGCUGGGCAGCAAAGUCGGCGUGCUGGGCGUGCUGCGCCGUAAUCAGGACGCCACCGAGACGGCACAGGCACUAGCAGCGGCACUGUUCUCACGGGGCCUGGCCAUCGACAUCGCGGCCGUCAACAAGGACGCACGAACGAGCCCGGCCUUUGGUCCGCCAGGAAUGAUGGCACGGCUGCAGACCAUACCGCGACUGCUGACUAAUCUGCCCAAGUAUCCGUGGAACCACGCGACGGCGUACUGGGGUGAGCCGCGCGAGAGCUGGCGGUACCGGACGCGGACACACGGGCGCCACGACCUGCUAGGGGCACCAGUGCGGUUCGGCAACCCGCUGGAGCCGCGAUGGCGGCAGUGGAUCCGCACGGCCGAGACGCCAUGGAUACGCGACCACCGGGUGCAGGGCCUGGUGGUAUACCCGGCAGCAGGCUACCUCAGCAUGGCCAUAGAGGCGGCGCGCCAGACGGCGUCGACGACGGCGGAGGAUGGGGUGACGAUUGCGGGCUACGAAUUGCGGGACGUGUCGCUGGGUCAGGCGCUGAUCGUGCCGGACGACACGGGCGAGGUGGAGGCGCAGAUCAGCCUGCGGCCUCUGGCCGAGAACGCGCAGGACAACUCGACCGUGUGGCAUGAGUUUUUCGUGUACUCGUGCAGCGACAGCACGCACAGCAGCACGAAUCCGAUGGGCACGCCGGUGGUGGACCGCUGGUCGGAGCACUGCCGUGGACAGAUUGCAGUGCGGUGGAAGACCAGCGAGGCUGCCGACAGCGAUUUGGUGACCGACAUGGAUGCGCUACGGCGCGAACGGGCGCGGUUGGAUGCGGCUGUGCGCGCUGAGACGGAAGCGCUUUGCACACGGGAUGUCGACCUCGUUGGGCUGUAUGCGUACUGCACGGCCAUCGGGCUGGAAUAUGGGCCGACGUUUGCGAACCUGACAAAUGCGCGCUCUGGACGGUCGGCGACGGACGACUCACGACGCAUUUCUGGCACGGUGACAGUGCCAGACAUUGCGGCCGUGAUGCCGGCGCACUACCACAGCCCGAUCGUGGUGCACCCGGGCACGCUGGACGCGUGUCUGCACGGGAUCAUGGCGUUCCGCGAGCUGCUACAAGCGGCCGUGAUGCCAGUGUACUUUGGCUACAUGUAUGUGGCGGCCGAGCUGGGCCAGAUGGAUGCCGGCGAUGCGCUGGGCGUGUAUCUCAACGUGAAACGCAGCGGGUUCCGCAACCUCAACAUCGAGCUGACCGGCUGGAACGGGGCCGAGCAGAAGACGACGGCGGCAGCCGCUGGUCCGCUUAUCCGCAUGGAAGGCCUGCGCAUGACGUCGUUGGGUGGCAGCAUGGGUGGCAACGGCAGCAGCGGACUGCCGUCAAAAACCUAUUUCCAGACAGCAUGGCGGCCAGACCCGGCAUUUCUGACACCAGGUCAGUUCGACGCGCUGUGCGCGCACCUGAUGCCGGCCGAGGCCGAGACCGAGCUGCUGCGUCGGCUGGACCAGUCGUCCUUUUACAUGGCGGACGGAGCGCUGGCGCAGAUCCCAGCCGACCGGGUGGCCUUGCUCUCGGUCAAGGGCCGCAAGCUGUACGGCUCGCUGCAGCGCCAGCGUGACGCGGUACUGCGGGUGCAGGCCGAGGAGGUGGCCCGGAAGGGGGCUGAAGCAGUGGCGCGGCGAGCAGUGCACGUGAGCGAUAUGGCGUCGUGGCCGAACGCGGCGGCGGAAGAGCGGGCAGCACAGCUGGCUGAACUCGAGCAGACGGCGACGGCUGAGGGCCCGCUGCUGGCAGCGGUGACGGCCAGCAUGCACAAGAUUGUGCUAGGCGAGGCGGAUCCGCUGGAGGUGACGAUGAAGGGCGACGUGCUGGGACGGUACUACGCUCUUAACCCGCGGAUGGCGCGGCAAUACCAACAGGCGGCCGUGUUUGUGGACCUGUUGGCGCACAAGAACCCGGCGAUGCGAAUUAUGGAGAUCGGCACAGGCACUGGUGGCGCGACGCUGCCGCUGCUGGAGGCGCUGGGACGUCCAGACGGAGCGUCCGGCGGGACGGUGCCGCGGUUCGAGACGUACGACGUGACCGACAUCAGCUCGGGCUUCUUCGAGGCGGUGCGGGCCAAGACGCGGCCGUGGCAGUCGCAGGUGCGCUUCCGGCGGUUGGACAUCGAGCGGCCGCCGACAACGCAGGGUUUCGAGGCCGGAACAUACGACCUGGUGGUGGCGGCCAACGUGCUGCAUGCGACGCACAACAUUAGCCGCACGGUGGCACACGCCCGCAGUCUGCUGCGGCCCGGUGGGCGACUGCUGCUGAUCGAGCUGGUCGUCGUGCCGGAGCAGCGCGUGUGCUCCGUGGCGACGCUCUUUGGCAUCUUUGACGGAUGGUGGAAGGCCGAGGAGGCCCACCGGCAGGAGUCGCCUCUGCUGGCCGAGAGCCAGUGGGACGAGGUCCUGCGGCAGAACGGCUUCUCCGGCCUGGACGCGGCCGUGUGGGAGACGUCCGACGUGGCGACGCAUCAGGGAUCGAUGAUGAUCAGCACGGCUGUGGCGGAGAUGACACUGCCAAAUGAGACGGUUGAGCCGUUGAAAGCUUUCGCAGACAUUAGCAAGCUGAAAGAGGUGGAUGGAUGGACAGAGCUUCAAGCAACACCAACGAUCGAGACUGUACUGGAGGCCUUUCCGGAAUUGGCGGAACACACUGUCAUGGCUUCCGAGCCUGUGGUGGCUGUCACAGCUGAUGUUUCGAAUCACGUACCGCCAGACACCACACUCCCUCCUGUCGUCCUCGUCACGGACAGCGCAAGCCAAACAGCAUGGCUGCAACAGGUCGGCCAGGCACUCAUGCCGUCCUUGUCUUCUCCGGUCAUGCUAGUAGACGAAGCCGAGCUCACGAUCCCAGACGGCCACACGGUCGUGUUCUACCAGACAGAUGCAAGCACGCUAGGCGCGCAGACGGCAGAGAGCAUGGAAUGGAUGCGGCGGCUGUUUGUGCGGCCAGCCGACACGGCAGCAGCAAAUGUGCUGUGGCUAACACGUGGAACGGCGAGCGGCGAGAACGCGCCCGACUUCUCGCUGGUGCAGGGGCUGAUGCGAACAUUGCGGGUAGAGCUGGGCGGCCGGCUAGUUCACCUGGACCUGGAGGUAACAGAGAGCAGCGCAGACAUCGGUACCGUGGCACGGGUGUUUGCCCAGUCGUUUGGGCGGACGGGCCAGGCGGACGAGGACAGCAUUGCGAGCACGAUGGAGGUGGAGCUGGAGCUGGCGGUGCGCGAGGGCAUGGUGCACCUGCCGCGAUACGUGGAGCAGGAGACGACAGGCGAGUACGUGGCAACGCGAAUGGGCCGACGACACCUCGUGGACGCACCGGCCGUGCAACCGGGCCGCAAUCUCAAGCUGGAGGUGGGCCAGCCGGGCCAGCUGGACAGCCUCUUCUUCGACGACGACACACGACUGCUAGCAGCAGGCAACGACAACGACAAUGGCCGGGCAGCCCCGCUGGCCGACGACGAGAUCGAGGUGGCCGUGCAGGCAGCCGGGGUCAACUUCCACGACGUCAUGGUGGCCAUGGGCCAGCUGGCGAACCGCAGCCUGGGGAUCGAGUGCGCGGGCAUCGUGACGCGCAUCGGGGCACGAGUGAGCAGCAGGCUGCAAGUGGGCGACCGGGUAGCAGGGCCAAGCGAUGGGACAUUUGCCACGACGGUGCGACUGGCGGCAUGGCGAGCACAAAAGGUGCCGGACCACGUCAGCACGGCAGCAGCAGCCGGACUGCCGAUUGUGCUGUGCACGGCAGUGCACUCGCUGCGGGUAGCGAGACUUGCAGCUGGCGACACGGUGCUGAUUCACGCAGCUGCCGGUGGGCUUGGCCAGGCGCUCGUACAGCUUUGUCAGCAGCGUGGAGCAACGGUGUUGGCGACAGCCGGCACGCCGACCAAGAAGCGCUUUCUCGUCGAACGAUGCGGCCUGGCAGCCCACCACGUCUUCAGCAGCCGUGACGCGUCGUUUGCCGAGGCAGUGCUACAGGUCACCGGUGGUCGUGGUGUCGACGUGGUGUUCAACGUGCUUGCCGGUGAGCUGCUGCACGCGUCUUGGCGCUGUGUCGCGCCCUUUGGCCACUUUAUUGAGCUCGGCAAGCGCGAUCUGCAGCGCCACGGCCGCCUCGACAUGGCCCCCUUUCUGCGCAACGUCACCUUUGCCGCCGUCGACCUGAUCACCCUGCUGGCUGAUCGACCAGACUAUGGCGCCCGUCUGUGGGCUGAGAGCAUGGAUCUUGUCCGCCAGGGCGUCGCUCGUGUGCCCGAACCCCUGGCCACCUAUGCCCUGGCUGAUGCCAUCUCCGCCCUACGCACUAUGCAGGCUGGCCGUCACAUCGGCAAGCUCGUCCUGGUCGCAGACUCGUCUGUGACCCCGUCUGUGACCACGACAACAAACCCCAACAUCCUCGCUCGCGUCAUGUCACCCCGCGUCCCCCGCGUCCAGCUCCCUGCCGACGCCUCCUACCUCCUCGUUGGUGGCCUUGGUGGCAUCGGCCGUGCCCUCGCUGCUCGCAUGGUCCACGAGCUCGGCGCCCGUCACCUCAUCUUCCUCUCCCGCGGCGGCAUCACCAGCGAUGUCGCUGCCUCUACCGUCGCCCGUCUGCGCGCCGCCGGUGCUCACGUUCUCGCCUGCAACUGCGACGUCGCCUCCGACCACCAGCUCGCCGCCGCCCUACAGGCCGCUUCCGAAGCCGGCUUUCCCCCCAUUCGCGGCGCCGUUCAUCUCGGCCUCGUCCUCGAGAGCGCCCUCUUUCAGGACAUGUCCUCUGCCGCCUGGAACAACUCGCUCGCGCCCAAGGUCGCCGGCACCUGGAACCUGCACCGCCAGCUGCCCGCCAACCUCGACUUCUUCGUCCUGCUCUCCUCCAUGGUCGGCAUCAUCGGCAACCCCAGCCAGACCGCCUACGGCGCCGCCUCCGCCUUCCAGGACGCCUUUGCGCGCUACCGCCGCCGCCGCUGCCAAGCUGCCACCACUAUCAACCUCGGCAUGAUCACCGGCAUUGGCUACGUCGCCGAGCACUCCGACGUCCAAAAGACCCUGCGUACACACGGCUUCGACGAGAUUGACGGCCCUGAGUGUCUAGCCAUCAUCGAAGCCGCCUUUUCCGCCCCACCCGACGCCACAAACGCCACAAACGCCACGCUUUCACACCCCAAAUCAGCUACAGCCUCAGCCACAGCCACGUCCAUGCCCCUGCUCGAUGCCAACAUUCUCACCGGUCUCGGCCUCGGUCGCUACACCGGCGGCGACAUCCACCGGCCUUCCUACCUCGAGCCGCGCUUCGCCCAGGCCCGCCAUCUCGCUCAGUCUGCCACUGACGCCGACGCCAACAAAGGCCAGGGCACCGCUGAUGCUGCCGACACCGCCACCCAGUCCAUCCGCGCCCGCCUGCGCGCUGCCGACGCCCUGUCCGACAUCCUUGCCCUGCUCGAGGCCGCUCUGCGCGCCAAGAUCGUCUCCCUGCUCAUGCUGCCGUCCGAGGAUGACCUCGACGUCCAGAAGCCGCUCAGCCAGUACGGCCUCGACUCGCUCAUCGCUGUCGAGCUGCGCAACUGGGUCGCCAGCGAGAUGGAGGCCACCGUCCCCGUCCUCGAAUUUCUUGGCUCCCGCACCGUCCAGUCCCUCGCCGGCUUCAUCGCCCGCCAAUCCCGCCUCGUCAAGAAGGAGCUGCUGGCCACCGAGCAUUGA